CCCUGCGUGCGCCUGUCUGAGUGGUGGUGGACCUCUCAGCUUCCUGGGUACCAAAAGAGGGCAGAGACACCAGCGCCACUCCUCGCGUUCUCUUCCACUAGACUACUGCGUGAAUGUCCCAGUCAUAUUCACCCAUGGAGAACGGAAUAGAAAAUAUCGACAUGAGCAAGACAACAUUUCUGAUUUUAUUUUUACGAGCCAAAUUAUUUGAAAAGAUAAAAAAUGUCCUGUAUCGAUAGAAGUUUUGAUCGUUUUUUUUCCCGAAAGGUGAGCAAAUGAAGGAGCGGGAGGCUAAAAAGUCUCUCAAUAAAGUUGGACAUUUGUUGCACAACGGGCGCUUUUGCGGCGCUUUUGUAAUUUGGAGGAGUAUCGUUUCAGGACGUAAUCAGGGGUUUUGUCGCCACCUCGUGGUGAUAACUUAAUAAUACAUCUUGAACGCCACAUAUGCAAACCUUGAUUGCCAAUCCAAACAAAAGCUCUUAAAGAAUGAAUGCAAACACAAAAUGCGGCAGAGUACUGUAGAAGGUGUGAUAACUCCGAAGUACAUUUAUUAUUUAUUAUAUGAAGGAGGGUUUGGGGGGGUCAUUUGGUUGAUCCCUGCCUUCGAGCGAAUCAUCGGUAAUCUCGUGACGUCAUUUCAAUAACAGUACUUCUUGUAGCCAUAAUGCCAUCACUGGAGAUGUCGAGUUACGGCAGAAUGAGUGCGCGCGCGUGCUUGAAACCGCUCAGCAUUUCUCAUAAUAUUUCUCAGCGGGGAAACACUUGCCCUUUGUCCCUCGAGUCCUCACAUUGAUCCACUUAGUUCACUUUUCUGAGCUGAAACAAGCGGUUGUCAAAAAAAAAUGUAAUGCACUUUCAUUAUUAAUCACUUAAUGCCAGAUUUCCUUGCGUGCAAGUAAAAGUACGAAUGCGGCGGCUGUGAGGUGACGUGCUGAUGCUCUUGGACUCAGUUGACAGUUUGACUCCACGAACGACCUGCUGGGGGCGGUGUUGAAAACGUUUUGAAAAUCUUGACUGCCCUUAAAAGGGCCGUUUUCCCAGCAUGAGUGUGACAUUUUCUCAUUGGAGUGACUCGGGAAAGCAACAUAAACAGCAUCACGGACCAGCAGGUGCUCCCAAAUGGCUCAGCAGGUAGCCUAAAUGCAGCACACAACACAUGAUCGUUUUCUGCCUUAUUAAUCACUGCUUCAUUUUCUCACUUUCCAGGUUAGCGAUGAACCCGGACUCGCUUUAAUUUCCUCACCAAAAACCACAAAGGAAACAAGAUAUUCCAUGAUAUCUGCAUGCUUUAAUUUUGUCAAUUCCAUCAUCGGUUCUGGGGUGGUUUACCGUACGCAUUGAACCAAGCAGGACUCCCCUUUGGCGUUUUGCUUCUGAUUAUCGUCGCGUUCAUCACGGACUACACAAUCAUCCUACUCAUUAAAGGAGGGAACCUGUCAGGGACAAACAGUUACCAGUCAUUGGUCCAAAGCACAUUUGGUUUUCCAGGACUCCUCAUUUUAUCAGCGCUGCAGUUCCUGUAUCCGUUUAUCGCCAUGAUCAGCUACAACAUAACAACAGGGGACACACUGACCAAAAUAUUUCAAAGAAUCUCCGGAGUCGGACCAGAUCACAUCAUGGCCGACCGCCAUUUUGUCAUCAUAAUGUCCACCGUCUUAUGCACACUGCCUCUUUCGCUUUAUCGAAAUAUCGAGAGACUGGGCAAGGUAUCCUUCCUGUCAAUGAUACUGACAGUAAUCAUCCUCAUCAUUGUAAUCAUCCGAGCAGCCACCUUGGGACCUCAAAUUCCCACGACGGCGGAGGCGUGGCUUUUUGCCAAGUGGAACGCUAUUCAGGCAGUCGGCGUCAUGUCGUUUGCCUUCAUAUGUCACCACAACAGCUUUCUGAUCUACGGCUCUCUGGAGCAGCCCACGCUAACCAACUGGAUUCGGGUCACGCACAUUUCCGUUGGCUCAGCGCUAAUCAUCAGCGCCGCGUUUGCGUUGGCUAGCUACGUCACUUUUACGGGCUACACGCAAGGAGACAUAUUUGAGAACUACUGCAGAAAUGAUAAUUUAGCAACAUUUGGUCGCUUCUGUUUUGCCCUCAGCAUUAUCACAACAUUUCCGCUGGAGUGUUUUGUUACUCGAGAGGUGAUUUCAAAUUCAAUUUGUGGUCGGGAGCUUUCAAAAGUGGAGCACAUUUCUAUCACGGUGAUCAUAGUUGCGGCUUGUACAGCGUUGUCUUUGCCGUACGACUGUCUGGGAAUUGUUUUGGAGUUGAAUGGUGCUCUGAGUGCCACACCACUGAUCUUCAUCAUCCCCUCCGCUUGCUUCCUCAAACUCUCCCCCGGACGCUGGUAUCACAGUGAAAACCUGAUGCCCGCCUUUUUGAUUGUUCUCGGGGUGUUCGUCAUGAUAACUGGACUGACGAUGAUGGGCCUCAACCCUCAAGACUGUUCACACGGUGCGGAGAUGUUCUACUGCAACAAUGCCAACAUUUCCGCCACUCUACCGCCUGUAUGAUGACUUUGACUUGCAAGGACCCUUAUCACACUAAAAUGUAUUUUUGGAGUAAGUAUCGAGUAAAUGCUCUUCCACUCGAUGGGGGAAGGUAUGACUAACCUGUGUAAGCAUCUUUCGCCAUUCACACAGCAGAAUACAGCAAUUUUUUUGUUUGUUUGUUAGAGUGAACACAUCUGGAUUUCACACAAGUAAAUUUGUCAGAAAACUGAAAUGAGAUACUCAUUUCUGUAUUUCUUUUGUUUGGUGAUAAGUGUGUCAUUUUUCGACUGCAACAUAUGCCAUACUCACAAAUAGUUUGAGAUUUAGGAUUUUGGGUUCAACAUUGUUUCAGUGCUUUUGUUGCUUGGUUUUGUUGUCAAUCACUUGUAUUUAACUUUUAAGUACAAUACAUUUGUAUUGAAUCUUUUAGAAUGUUGUAUUAAAACAUUUAUUUGGAUCCAAUUUGUAUACAUUUAAAUCUUAAUCUUCAAGUACAUUUUUUUUAGUGCAGUGUUACACGGCAUGUCCGUUUUGUCUUCACAAAAAUAUGUUCUAUGCGACCUCACUCAUCUAAACAAUGUUGAACAAUGUUGAACAUAUUUAACAACUUUAGUUUUCAUACUUUGAAAACCAUUCCAUUAAAAAAAGUUGAGGAAAAAAAAUCACCAGUAAAGGUCGUGAGCUAUAUGUUCAUCGAGAAACGUGCCCUACAUUCACAAUCAACGGUGAGAAACAUUCAUUCAGGAAAACGGAGGUGUCAUUUCUACUACUCGCCACAAGGAGACACUGUUGACACACAAACGCACUCAUAAAAAGGAAACCAGCAAGGAAGAAUUGUUGCUCGUGAGUUUGUUUGGCUGAUUGGCUUGACUUUGGGGUGAACGUUUCCAAGAUUGCGCGGUGCUUCCAUUUUUUUGGUGUGUGUGCGUGUUACUCGCGACACUAACGAUGUGAUUGAAACGAUGUGAUUGAAACGCCCCGUCAGGAUGGACACAAACCGCACGGAGGGACUCCUCAGUCCUUGUUUUACAGACUAAAGUUACGUGUCGAAGGCAGCCAGGCAGCGUCUUUUGGAUCAUGUAAGCCGCAGC
Hippocampus zosterae (dwarf seahorse) is the source of this 3574-nucleotide messenger RNA. RefSeq names its product solute carrier family 38 member 11 (gene slc38a11). Bases 1536 to 2504 code for a protein of 322 amino acids. Gene Ontology annotation, biological process: amino acid transmembrane transport. Gene Ontology annotation, molecular function: amino acid transmembrane transporter activity. The record is from RefSeq and is a predicted model, not a curated record. The transcript is spliced from 11 exons. Lineage: Eukaryota; Metazoa; Chordata; Actinopteri; Syngnathiformes; Syngnathidae.